Molecule: messenger RNA, 906 nt
Organism: Penicillium brevicompactum
Lineage: Eukaryota; Fungi; Ascomycota; Eurotiomycetes; Eurotiales; Aspergillaceae
Exons: 3
Coding region: 1-906 (301 amino acids)
Source: RefSeq, a predicted model, not a curated record
AUGGAGGGUCCCUUUGGAAGAUGUCUUUCAUCACCUUUGUUCACUUUCCAAGUUGGGCCCGACAAGAAGGAAAUAACAGUGCAUUCCUCCGCAUUGGCAGAUCUCUCCCAAAGCCUGAAUACGCUCAUCAAUGGGGAAAUGCUUGAGGCAAAAAGUAGACGUGCUGACUGGUCAGAUGUCGACGUGGACACGUUCACUCGGUUGUGUGAAUUUGCCUACCUUCGAGACUAUACACCGCCAUCAUGUCGCCUGAUUGAUGGAUGCUCUCCCAUCAUGGAAACGUCGAAACCCAUGGUAAAACACAAAAAGAGAAAGAAAGGUUACAAAUUCUUAGCUGAGCCCGAGCCCGCGCCCGCUCCGGAAGUCGACCUCUCUGCCGAAGAAGCUCCUCAGCCUGGCAGUGUUGAACUGCCAUACAAGGAGAGAAGUGUAUGGACCCAGCAUUUGCAUGAUAUUUUCCAGGAAAAUAUUCGCAUUCCUGCUUCUCAUAAAACCUCGAACUCAACCCAAAAGUUUGCACCACCCAUAAGUACCGGGCCUUGGGAAGACUUCAGCCUUGUCUUUGUUGAGCAAGUUCAACUUUAUGUGUUGGCUGAUAAGUACGGAAUAGAAGAUCUGCGCUAUCUCGUUCUUUCCAAACUACAUCAGACGCUGAGGAGCUUCAAACUUUAUGAUGAUGCAGGAGUGGCAGGGAUUUUUGAAUUUGUUCGAUUCGUCUACUCAAACACUCCACCGGACCAUGGCAACAUUUGCGAUCCGUUGAGGACCUUGGUGGCACUUUAUGUUGCUUCUGUUCUUGGACAGAUUGGCGAGCACGAAGCUUUCAAGGAGCUAUUGGAAGAAGGAGGUGCUUUUGUCGCGGAUUUCUGGAGGAUAGUCUGGAGUGAGAAUGACACACCUACGUAG